Anguilla anguilla (European eel) is the source of this 1130-nucleotide messenger RNA. RefSeq names its product transmembrane protein 174 (gene tmem174). The transcript is spliced from 2 exons. The record is from RefSeq and is a predicted model, not a curated record. Bases 63 to 830 code for a protein of 255 amino acids. NCBI's taxonomy places the organism in Eukaryota, Metazoa, Chordata, Actinopteri, Anguilliformes, Anguillidae.
ACAGCUCAUACCCUGUGGAGAGACUCUGCGGAGACAGUACAGGUUUCUGCAGUGCUGUGUUGAUGAUGGAUCAGCAUAGCAGACCUGCCUGCAGCACCAAUAACAGCAAUGAAGAUUUUUCAGUAAACAUUUUUUCUGUCACCCCUCUGCCUCCCACCAGAUCGAACGCUGAGGUGUCUGAAGGAGACAAAGCUGGAGCGACCUUAUUGUUUUCUGGAGUUUUUCUGGGGCUGGUUGGAAUAGCUUGCACGGUUAUGGGCUGGAUGAACUACAACAUCAGCACGAGUAGCAAGAGUUUUGAAUGGACGCAGUUGCUCGGCCCCAUCCUUCUCUCAGUUGGAGUAAUGUUUGUCCUAAUCGGCGUUUGCAAAUUCGGGAUGUUAACCUGCAUGAUUUGUAAGCAUUGUGUUGGCAGAUCAUCAGAAGAGGAACCAGCACAGCCUGGUCAUGGGCAGUCCUUUGUUUUCACCGGUAUAAAUCAACCUAUUACAAUCCAUGGGACCAGGGUGGUGCAAUAUAAUUCUCCACCAUGUGCCCCUGGGGCCCAUGACGGGGGUACUGCAUGCAAUAUUCAGUCAAGGGGAAUACUACCUGCAGUCUCAACAACAACAUGUCCACCUCAGUACUGUUCCAUAUAUCCUUUUGGCAAACCAUUAACAAGUGAUGACCACUGCCCUCCAAGCCUCAGGCUGGACAACAGUAAUGUCGGGAACCAUGAAAAUGAAAAGAGACCAGAUGGGAAGGCGACUGCUGAGGAGGCCCCGACCAGUUCCGCUCCCCCGGCAUAUGAUGACAUAUUUCCCGUUCCUCUAUCGGGCGAUUCUAUAUGAUGCUGCCCGUUUAGCUUUCUAUUUAGCUAUUAAAUUGUUUUAAUACAUUACUUACGUGCUAUGUGUACAUUUAGAUAUUUAGCAUGCCCUCUUAUCCAGAGCAAUUUACUAAGUUUAAAUUAUUUUAAUCAAGUUAUAUGAUUGUAUAUUUGCUGAAGAAAGUUGUGUGUGUUAUCAUGUUCGGUGGUGCAACCUUGAAGUUAGAAGUGCAGUUCCUUAAAUAUUAUAUUACACUGCUGCCCUUACAUUAGACUGGAAGCCAACUUGCUGUCAAAUUCCCGCCAUCAAUUGAAAAUCUCU